Molecule: messenger RNA, 1483 nt
Organism: Drosophila albomicans
Lineage: Eukaryota; Metazoa; Arthropoda; Insecta; Diptera; Drosophilidae
Product: homeobox protein B-H2
Exons: 2
Coding region: 1-1404 (467 amino acids)
Biological process (GO): regulation of DNA-templated transcription; central nervous system development; neuron differentiation
Molecular function (GO): DNA binding; DNA-binding transcription factor activity, RNA polymerase II-specific
Source: RefSeq, a predicted model, not a curated record
AUGUUGCAAAAUCCUUCCAAAUAUCACGCAAAUCCUUUGUCACACUUUCUGGCAUUGCAUAACACACAAGCCAACGGUGUUGCACACACACACGCACACACACUGGGCCACCAUCAUGCAGGAGGACAUGGACAUGGACAGUUGCAACCGCAUCAUUCACUGCCCACGGCUGCCUUGGCUGCGGCGGCAGCAGCAGCUGCAGUGACGGCGGCGGGUCAAAGUUCAUACCAAAUGGAGCAGCAGCAGCAGCAACUUCCCAUUGGCCUCCCACCAGCAACAGCACCCACACAAACGCAAGCACAGUCUCAGACACACACACAAUCGCACACACACCCCCAGCAGCAGCAGCAGCAGAGGGAGCAACUGGCGACUGCGACGUCGCACGCGCAGCUCAUUGAGGCGGCCGCGGCGCAUACCUCCCUCGAUGUGGGCAAAUCGUUUACAAUAGCCGCCAUUUUGGGUCUUCAGCAACAGCAGCAGCAGCAACAGAGCAAGGACUAUAAUAAUGCCAUUAAUUUGUCUCUCAAUGGCGGCAGCUCGGCAGACGCCGCUGACCACGACAACAACAACAGCAAGUGCUACAACAAUAACAACACAAGCAGCAAUAACAACAACAGCAGCAGCAACAACAACUAUGGCAACAACAAUAGCCAAAGUGUAAAUAACUUCAAUUGUGAUAGCAACGGCAGUCGUUACCUGCCCACAGUGCAGCAUCCUCAUCCACAUUCCCAUUCUCACUCCCAACAACGAGCCAAUUUCGCUGCUGCUGCCGCCGUCGCGGCUGCUGCUGUUGUGGGUGGUGGUCCGUCGGCGCUGCAGAGUCUCCAGCAAUUGCACCAGCAUCACGCACAGCAGGCGUCGCUAAGUUUUCAACGGGACAAGCUCAAGUCGGAUUCACACAAGAAGAGCGCGCUGAAAAACAAACGCGUACGCACAAUCUUCACGCCGGAGCAGCUGGAAUGCCUAGAAGCCGAAUUCGAGCGACAGCAGUACAUGGUCGGACCGGAGCGUCUUUAUCUGGCGCACACACUCAAGCUGACAGAAGCACAAGUGAAGGUCUGGUUUCAGAAUCGACGCAUUAAAUGGCGUAAGCAUCACCUGGAACUAACGCAACAGCGUUUGGCAUUGAUUAGGCAAACUCAGUUGCCCGCAGGAUCAGCAGCUGCAGCAGCUGUCGCGGCCGCUGCAUCAUCAACAUCCACAUCCGCCGAGCUGCCAUUAAAUGCUGCAUGCAGCACUGCAUCCCCCAGUCUGCUGGAGGAUGACAAUGAUGAUAGCAAGCACUCGCUUUUGCUGCCAACGCGUCCUUUGAGUCGUGCUGCCUCCGAGUCAGAUUUAUCCAUAUGCAACGAUUCGCUUGACCUGGACGGCGACAGUCUGAUGGAUGGCAGUGAAGAGGCAUAAGCCAUUUAAUGAUGAUGAUGCCACAAAAUUCUUGUAAAUAUAGUCCAAUAAAUAUGUAUAUUAUUCUAAUCGUAAACUC